ACGUGGUACUUGAAGUUGAAUAAAAACAUGGAGGAUGGAGUGGAUCAAAGAGGCUGCUGUAUUUUUGUGUUCUGAUUUAUCCAAAUAUUACUACUGUUAGUUUGGCUAGCUCGUUGCCUUUCUUGGGAAGAAUUUAAGCAAUAUAUUGUCUCUAGUGACAGGUUCUAGAACUCAGUGACGGUGUUUUAGGCGGCUCGAGGAGGAGCAGCAGCAGCAGCGAUGGAGUGGUUCGGGACUAUAAACUUCCCCAUGUUACCAGACGAAGAAGAGAGCUGCAGUGCCUCUGCCUCUGCCUCUUCUGUACCAAGUAACGGUAGCUUUUACCGCACUUCACUGCAGGGUGGUGUCGUUGAAGAGGGCAUGGCAUUAAGUAUGGCGUCUGCAUCAGCAGACAGUAUGGCGUCCCUGUGCCAGAGCCAGCAGCAGUGUGUGAAGGCCUCCAUCGUGUCCAGCUGGCAGCUGGUGGAGGCUCAGGACCAGCUGUGUGGGCUGGAGCUACACGGCUCUGAGAGUGUUGAGCAGGAGCGUGCCCGCGCCAUUGCCAGCCAAUCAGAGCUCUCCCAGACGGAACAAGAGUGGCUCCGGAAGGAGAGCAUGCUGGGUGGCAGCAGAAGCCCUGUGCUCAGUGCUGACAGCAGCCGGGACGUGUUUGACAAGAGUAUUAUUAAUGCAAAAAGUAAAAACGUUGAAUUGGAAGAUCACGACAAGAGCAAAACAUUUGUUCAGAAGUAUGAACAAGAAUUUAGACAUUUCGGCAUGUUGCGGAGGUGGGAUGACAGCCAGCGCUUCCUGUCUGACCUGCCUCACCUCAUCUGUGAGGAGACAGCCAACUACCUGAUCCUCUGGUGCUUCAGACUACAGGCUGAAGAGAAAGAGGCGUUGAUGGAGCAGGUAGCUCACCAGGCUGUUGUUAUGCAGUUUAUCUUGGAGAUGGCCAGCACCUCCCAGCAGGACCCCAGAGGCUGCUUCCGUCAGUUCUUCCACAAAGCCAAAGCAGGACAAGAGGGGUACUUAGAUGUCUUCCAUACUGAGCUAGAGGCCUUUAAGCAGAGAGUAAAAGAGUACACUGUCAAGUCCAAAGGAGAGACACUCCCUAACGAUACAGAGCACCAGAGCAGCACAGCACGCUGUCGUCUGGACCCCAAAGAAGUUCUAGAAUCUUUACCCCCUGAACUGAAGUCGGGGUUCCAGCUGCAAGACAUGCAGAUUCUCCAGAAUGUUCUCGGCACCAUGAAUCCACAGGUGGCAGAGUACCAUGUGAAGCGCUGUCUGGAGGCUGGCUUGUGGACUAACAGAGAAGGGAGAUGGUCCAAGGAGGACACUACUGUAGAAACAGACGAGCUGCGCAUGAUGGAGACAUAACGAAUGUGGUGCAAGAGCCCUCCUUCUCCCCAUCAUCUCCCUUCUAGGAGUUAAUGACACUCUCCAAUAGAAAUAUUACAAAAUGGAGGACAAAGGGCUGAGCUCCCACAGAGACGUAUUUUUGUAUGCUGCAGAAUCUGCGCUGGAAUGUGUCCUGCACUUUGUUCAAAACAAAAAAAUAUUUAAGAGGAGACGAUUGGUAGGUAUUUUGAGGCACUUACUGUACCUUUGCUUAUAUCGCUAAAGUAAAUCUUCUGUCAUAUCUUGAUUGUUUUAGCAGAGUGAAACUGGCUUUGGAAUCUUUACACAGGAAUUUAGAAGAGCUACUUCAGAAACCUUUGAGGAUUUGUUUUUAUUUUUUAUUCUUGUUUAUCAAGCGUUAAGAGUGUGAAGGGAGUUAACGUUUUUCAUCUACAGUAGGUUUCACUGGACUCCCAACACAGUCCUUCCCGAGUAGGAGGGGGAAAACCUGAGCAUUAUAAUAAAACCCGCUCUUGUUGUAAAUAAAAGUACACAUUGUUUUUGAAUUGAAGAAACAAAAGGCCUGUUCCUGGACUCAUGGUUCUGCAGUGGGCAUCUCCAACAUGCUGUCUAAAACUGCUAUGACACUAGCGUAUGUGGUGAAAACUUUAAUAGAAACUGUGCUCAGUGCUCAUUUCAACUCCUGUGUGUGUCCAGUUUGUCAUCAGUAGGCCAACGUUGAAUGCUAAUAUACUACCAUGGUGUAGCUAUGAUGACUUAACUAUGCAAAGUGAUCAGUUGGCUGUUGUACUGAAUGAUAUUGUUUUUGUUACUGCUUGUCACUUAACCUCAACCAACAACCGACCCUCCAAAAAUGUGUCCGCCUUUCUAUGUCCAUCACAGAAUAAGCUUCUCAACAUGUGUAUAGCUGCUAAACCUUCUCACAGAAUUGAUUGUGAAAUAGAAACAAACUGUAAAACUUUCUGGCUGACAUAACGUGAUCACAUCCUGGACUCCGCUUCAGUGCUCUGUUUGAAAUAGAACAGCUUUAAAACAACUAUGUGCAGGGGAAAUGGUUUUAAUACCUUAGGCCUACCAGCCAUAUUAGGUACUUAGACGCUCUGCAAAAGUCUAAUAAAGUAAGCAUAAAUGGAAA
Messenger RNA from Coregonus clupeaformis (lake whitefish), 2479 nucleotides. RefSeq names its product hsp90 co-chaperone Cdc37-like 1. NCBI's taxonomy places the organism in Eukaryota, Metazoa, Chordata, Actinopteri, Salmoniformes, Salmonidae. The transcript is spliced from 8 exons. Gene Ontology annotation, cellular component: cytoplasm. The record is from RefSeq and is a predicted model, not a curated record. Gene Ontology annotation, molecular function: heat shock protein binding; protein-folding chaperone binding. Gene Ontology annotation, biological process: protein folding; protein stabilization. Bases 220 to 1362 code for a protein of 380 amino acids.